This is a messenger RNA of Scutellospora calospora, 473 nucleotides long. The record is from the annotation of a GenBank genome assembly. NCBI's taxonomy places the organism in Eukaryota, Fungi, Glomeromycota, Glomeromycetes, Diversisporales, Gigasporaceae.
CUAAGUGGGCAAAGACACCUUGUUUUUACAUUAUUAAAGCUUCAAAAAAAUCAAUUAUAAUGACCGGGGCUACUAGCGAAUUUGAAGAUGAGAUCAAAAAGCUAAAUGAUUACAUCAAAAUUCCGGGUUACAGACGUGCAUUACCUGUCAGAAGAUUUAAAGAAGAUUUACUAAUACGACCUUGUAUACUAAAACGAAUUAUUUGUGCAAGAAAUGUAUUUAGAAGAUUGUUCACGAAAGAUUUUCCAAAAGAGAAUCCGAGAAGUUUCAAAGAUGGAAGAUACACUGAGUUGGCAUUUGGUUGGGACAUUGAGGAUUUUAAAAAUGAUAUGGUACAAAGUAGUGACAAAAUCAUCAAUGAAUGGAAAAUAUUGAAAGAAGGAAGAAAAACUUUGAGAUUAGAAGAAAAAAAUAAUUGUAAACCAAGCAAAAUCGAACAAAAGAUUGUAGAACAAGAGGUUCAAGGUUAUUGA